Molecule: messenger RNA, 2790 nt
Organism: Porites lobata
Lineage: Eukaryota; Metazoa; Cnidaria; Anthozoa; Scleractinia; Poritidae
Source: the annotation of a GenBank genome assembly
AUGGAAACCAUCCUUUCUUCUUUGAAACGUACAAUAUCAGAGAGAAGCAAUUCAGAUUCGUCUGAGUCAAGUUCUCCGCGGGAAAAGCGUUCAAAGAGUUUAGCCGAGGAAGACGAGGUUCUCCAAGCCUUAAACAUGGCUGGGAACGUUAGUGAAAAACUCGAUAAAAUUCUUGGGGAACUUAAGAAACUGGAGAAACUCGAUGCAAUUGAGGCAACGUUGAAGGAUUUAACAAGCAGAUUGGGGAACGUCGAAUCAACUAUCGACAAGAUGAAAGAAGACGCACGUGCUGUGGAAAGUUCGAUCAAAGGUAUGGAUAAGAGUCUUACAUAUCUCAACAAAGAAGUUGAAGAGCUUCGUGGAACGGUAGAAGACAAGGAUAAGCAAAUAGAAUAUUUGCACACGCAACACCUUUAUCUCGAAUCGUACAGCAGGAGAGAAAAUCUGAAAUUUUUUGGCAUACCGGAAAACGAAGCCAGCGCUUCGCAGGGGAAAGAUGCGGUUGGCACAAUUGAUGUUUUGUGUGAGUUUCUUCAUGAUGUCCUUGGCUUUGGGGAUCCAAAGAGGAAUAUGGAGUUUCAACGAGUGCAUCGGAUCGGUAAAUCCGUACGUGGAAAGCCCAGGCCGAUAUUAGACCGUUUUUUACGCUAUCAAGAUCGCGAGACAGUGCUUCGUGCUGGGUUUGAAUUGAAAGGCACUGAGUAUAUGAUUUUGCAAGACUUCCCUCAGGAAAUCAUAGAGAGAAGGCGCAAGCAAAUGCCCAAAUUAAAGGAAGCUAAAAAAAGGGGCCAAAAAGUAUCCUUUAGUAAAUCGGAACCGGAUAAACUCUUUAUUGAUGGCAAGUUCAUUUCUGCGUAAGGGUUAUAUUAUCUGUGACCUUUAUUUGUUAUAGCAAGGCUGUAAGGUGGUUAUCGUUUGGUUAUUGUAUAUUAUAACCAUGCAGCAAAAGCUCUCUAGGAGAGAUGUCGAAUUAUUUAAUUAGUUCCAUCCUCAAGGGCAGCGUUAAGGAUAUUUAUCUUGCUGCUCUUUUAAGUUUUGUGUUUUUCAGUAUCUCGUUGAAAUGUAAUUUUUUCGUUUUUGCUUUUGUAGAUGUUCUGCUUUGCUUUUACUAUGUUUUUCAAAGCUAUUCUGGCGCGUUAAUGAGGAUAUAUUCUUUAAAGUUUGAAGGUGCCAAACUGACGCUUAACUUUUCCCACCUAAUGAAGUUGUUUUUCCCUUUGGUGAAGUAGGGCGUAGUAACGUUGAUUUUAGCCUUUUGUCACUAAAUGCUCGAGGGAUUCGUACUUUUGAAAAGCGGAAAGCAAUUUUUAGCUGGCUUUUAAAUUCUGGAGCCGAUGUUUGUUUUCUGCAAGAAACCUACAGUACUCAAAAAUAUCUGGAGAAAACAGUGGAAAGGAAACAUGUUCUUUUCGCACGGUAGUAGCCAUAGUCGAGGUGUACUUGUACUGGUAAGGGAUAACUUAGACUUUCAAAUGCGAUAUAUCAAGGUUGAUUCUCAAGGUCGCUAUGUUUUCUUAGAGGUUUCCAUUCAGGAUUCACCAUAUUUUCUUUUAAAUAUAUACGCUCCAAACAAAUGUAGUGAACAAUGCACCUUUUUUAAAGAAAUAUCAGAAAUUUUGAAAGCGGCUAGAACAGAACAGGAUUACCCAAUUAUCGUCGGAGGCGAUUUUAACGUCAUACUUGACCCUGACUUAGAUGGACGGGGCGGAAACAACAGAAAGAAAGACUCCGCAAUAUUAGUUGAAGAUAUGCACCUCGAUUUCGAUCUGGUUGAUAUCUGGCGUAUUAGGAACCCCACUACAUCACGAUUUACUUGGCGUCAAAAAACUCCGGUUGUGCAGAGCGAUUUUUGGCUUAUAAGCGACAGUUUGCAAGAUGAGAUAAUUUCAGCGGAGAUUAAAACAUCAAUAAAAACUGACCAUUCGGCAAUAACCCUUUCAAUUUGCGGCUUAGAUGAAACUGAGAGAGGACCGAAUUUCUGGAAAUUCAAUUCGAACUUAGUAAAUGACUCGGACUACUGUGAACUUUUAACCACUGAAUAUGUGAAUUGGUUAGAGGAAUUUAAAGAGGUUCAGGAUAAGCGUGUUUUAUGGGAUUUAAUUAAAUACAAAAUAAGACAGCAAACAAUUACAUACAGUAAAGGUAAAGCCCGUGAAAGAAGAACAAAACUACAAAAGGUGGAAGAUAAGCUGAAGGAAUGUACAGAAAAAUGUGAUAUUGAUCCAAAUAGUGGAAAUCUCGAGGAACUGGAUUGCCUUCAAACAGAAUAUGAUCAAUUGUACGAUUACAUUACACAAGGGGCAAUCAUUCGCUCUAGGGCAACCUGGUAUGAAAUGGGUGAAAAAAACAACAAAUAUUUUUUGAAUUUAGAAAAUUCAAACAAAACUAAAAGCAGUGUCCGCAAAAUCUUAACAACUGUUGGAGAAUUAACUAGCGACCCAAAAAAGAUUAUGAAUGAAUUGGAAUCAUAUUAUUCUAAUCUCUAUGAUGGUAGAAAUUCCGCAGACACGCAGACAAUUUCUUCGUUUAUAUAAAUGAUCUCACCGAUGUUCCAUUUUUAGCCGAGGAGAAGAGGAAUGUUUGCGAGGGUAUCCUUAGAUAUGAUGAAUGCUAUAAUGUAUUACAGACCUUCCAAACGAAUAAAUCGCCAGGGAACGACGGUUUAACAGCCGAGUUUUACUUAGCCUUUUGGCCCUUGCUUGGAAAGUUGGUAGUUGAUAGUUUGAACUAUGCUUUCGAAUACGGUGAACUAUCGAACUCACAGAAACAGGCCGUUAUCACCUUAAUUGA